GCUCUCUGGGCCACCGGGUGGACCCGCGGGAGCUGGAGCCCGGCGAGUACGUCGUGCACAAGAAGGUCGGCGUCGGCAAGUUCGUCUGCAUCAGCGCCGAGGAUGGUGUCGACUACGUGUUCAUACAGUACGCCGACGCCAUGGCCAAGCUCGCCGUCGACCAGGCCGCGCGCAUGCUCUACAGAUACAACCUACUGUUGUUUUCUGCAGACCUCAUGAGAAGCAGAGACCACGGAAUUUGAGCAAACUGAAUGAUCCUUCCACAUGGGAGAAGAGGAGGCUGAAAGGGAAGCUUGCUGUUCAGAAGAUGGUAGUCAACUUGAUGGAGUUAUAUUUGCAAAGGAUGAGGCAGAAAAGGCCUCCAUACCCGAAGCCUGUGGAAAUGGAUCAGUUUACUGCUGAAUUUCCUUAUGAGCCUACUCCAGACCAAAACCAGGCAUUUAUAGAUGUUGAGAAAGAUCUGACUGAAAGGGAAACACCGAUGGACAGAUUGAUCUGUGGAGAUGUUGGUUUUGGUAAAACUGAAGUUGCAAUGCGUGCUAUAUUCAUUGUUAUAUCUGCAGGAUUCCAAGCUAUGGUUCUUGCUCCAACCGUAAUACUAGCCAAGCAACAUUAUGAUGUAAUGUCUGAGCGUUUCUCCAAUUAUCCUGAUAUAAAGGUUGCCAUGUUUAGUGGUGCUCAGACCAAAGAAGAAAAAGAUGAGCUAAUAACAAACAUAAGGAAUGGUGAUUUGCAAAUUAUUGUUGGAACUCAUGCUGUUCUUACAGAGCGAAUGGCAUAUAACAAUCUUGGUCUCCUAGUCGUGGAUGAAGAACAGAAGUUUGGUGUUCAACAAAAGGAGAAGAUUGCAUCAUACAAGGCUUCUAUUGAUGUUCUCACACUGUCUGCAACACCAAUCCCACGUACUCUGUAUCUUGCCUUGACUGGUUUCCGUGAUGCCAGUUUAAUGUCUACACCACCUCCUGAAAGAGUUGCUGUAAGGACCUAUGUGUCGGGAUUUAGCAAAGAAAGGGCUCUAUCAGCUAUUAAGUUUGAGUUGGCACGUGGUGGUCAAGUUUUUUAUGUUGUUCCACGAAUAAAAGCAAUAGAUGACGUGCUGCAAUUUCUUAAGGAUUUUCUUCCAGAUGUUCCAAUGGCCGUUGCUCAUGGAAAGAAAGUUUCAAAGAACAUACAACUUGCUAUGGAAAAAUUUGCUUGCGGGGAAGUCAAAAUUCUUGUCUGUACACACAUCAUUGAAAGUGGAAUAGAUAUUCCGAAUGCCAACACGAUUAUAGUCCAGUAUGCUGAAUUAUUUGGGCUUGCACAGCUGUAUCAGUUGCGGGGUAGAGUAGGAAGAUCAGGCACAGAAGGUUUUGCAUAUCUCUUCUACACUGAUAAGUCUUUGCUCUCAAAGAUUGCAACGGAUAGACUUGGAGCUAUUGAGGAGCAUUCAGAUCUCGGUCAAGGUUUCCAUGUUGCAGAGAAGGAUAUGGGUAUUAGGGGGUUUGGAAGCUUGUUUGGUGAGCAACAAUCUGGAGAUGUUGCAAAUGUUGGCAUUGACCUAUUCUUUGAUAUGCUUUUUGAUAGCUUGUCAAAGGUUGAUCAAUUUUGUCUUGUUCCUGUUCCUUACAAAGAUGUUCAGCUGGAUAUAAACAUUUCUUCACGCCUCUCCUCUGAAUACAUAAGUUAUCUUGAAAAUCCAGUGGAAUUGCUUAAUGAAGCCACAAAAGCUGCAGAGAAGGACCUAUGGACCUUAAUGCAAUUCACAGAAGAUCUUCGCCGACAAUAUGGAAAGGAGCCUCGUGAUAUGGAGCUGCUAUUGAAAAAGCUCUAUGUAAGGCGGAUGGCAGCGGAUCUUGGUAUCAGUAGGAUAUAUUCAUCUGGCAAAACGAUCAUCAUGAAAACAAACAUGAACAAGAAGGUAUUUCGGCUCAUGAGAGAAGCAAUGUCUUUGGAGACACAUCGAAAUUCCCUAUCAUUCACUGGGAAGGAAAUUAAGGGUGAACUACUUGUCAAUUUGCCGGACAGUCUACUCCUAAAUUGGCUUUUUCAUUGCUUAGCAGACUGCUAUGCUGUAAUACCGGCACUCGUGAAGUACUAGAACUUGUUUGUGAAAAUUGCUUAGCAGACUGCUAUGCUGUCAUACCUGAGAACAUGACACAGUUUGUGAGAAGGCAGACUUGGCUAUCUAGAUGGUCAGCGACAGAUCGUUCUCCGUUGUAUGGAUUAUUUGCACACACGCAUAGCAAGUCAAGGGCUGGCAAUCAUACACAAUAUUAUUUUCUUAUACGGAUAGCAAGGUGUUGGCACAGAUGGACUAACCCAUACACAAACUGGAAGAUGGUGCAGUGAAGAGCUAGCAAACAUUAUGUUAGAUAGCAAUGGAUUAUUGAUAAUGCUAGUCAUUAACUCAGACUCAGCACGGCACUCUAAACAAAUUGGAAGGCUUGAAAACUCAGUUAAAAUUCUUCCUGACAUAAUAGGUUACUUUCAAAUAUCUUCGAGGAUUAAUUUUUAACAGAACCUCCAAGAUUUUCAUAUAUUGUUUGACUAGCACGUAUAUAAGUCAUGUCUUGCAUUGACCCAUUUUCACCAUACACCAAGGUGUUUGAUCAAGAAAGUGUAAGCCAGUCGAUUGAUAUAUUGUGUUGGACACCUUUUGUCCAACCAGAUGGUGAUAGUUUAGUUUAGUGCAGCAAAGUUGGAUUUUUUAAGAGCUAUACUUCACAUUCAAUUCUUGUAUCAUAACGCAGAUAAACUGGAGAUACAUGUAUAACAAUGAAGAUGAACUCUUUUUUGUUGAAAUGUACAAAUUCGCUUGGUAAAAUUACAUAGCCUUAGGGCAUGCACAAUGAAGUGAUGU
This is a messenger RNA of Oryza brachyantha (malo sina), 2842 nucleotides long. Its product is annotated as ATP-dependent DNA helicase At3g02060, chloroplastic. Bases 308 to 2080 code for a protein of 590 amino acids. The record is from RefSeq and is a predicted model, not a curated record. The transcript is spliced from 15 exons. Gene Ontology annotation, molecular function: ATP binding; nucleic acid binding. Gene Ontology annotation, biological process: DNA repair. NCBI's taxonomy places the organism in Eukaryota, Viridiplantae, Streptophyta, Magnoliopsida, Poales, Poaceae.